Molecule: messenger RNA, 3820 nt
Organism: Periophthalmus magnuspinnatus
Lineage: Eukaryota; Metazoa; Chordata; Actinopteri; Gobiiformes; Gobiidae
Gene: prdm1a
Product: PR domain containing 1a, with ZNF domain
Exons: 7
Coding region: 106-2484 (792 amino acids)
Biological process (GO): regulation of transcription by RNA polymerase II; cell fate commitment
Cellular component (GO): nucleus; cytoplasm
Molecular function (GO): histone deacetylase binding; DNA-binding transcription repressor activity, RNA polymerase II-specific; RNA polymerase II cis-regulatory region sequence-specific DNA binding
Source: RefSeq, a predicted model, not a curated record
ACGCGCACGCACCGGACUCUCUUUUUUUAUUUUUUACGCACGGAAUAUCGCGCGGACGGGACGCACACGCACCUGUCCCGGACUGGCAUUGGGAGCGCAGCCCUUAUGUGUGGAUGGGACCAGACGGCGACCUCUCAUAGCGCUGCCAUGUUGACCAGUGAGGGGGCGCACACCGUGGACCAGGACAAGAUGGUGGCCGUGGCUAACGCUAGCUUUCGCACCGGCAGCGUCAGCGUCAGCGGGAGCAUUAGCGACGAGCCGAUGAGCGACAGCGACGUGGAGCUCGACGUAGAGGAGGUGGAAGAGGAUGAAGAGUACCUGUCCAAGAUGGCCGACAUGACGCACUGGAGCGAGGCGGAGUUCGAGGAGAGGUGCACCUACGUCGUCAAGGACACCGCCGUGGGGUCGGAGGUCACGGCGCCCACGAGGGCCGAAGCGACGCUGCCACGGAAUCUGGUGUUCAAGUACAGAGCUGAUAGCAAAGAGGUAAUGGGAGUGUGCAGCCGUGAGUACAUUCCCAAAGGCACACGCUUUGGGCCUUUGGUGGGGGAAGUCUACACCACAGAGAGCGUGCCCAAAGAUGCCAACCGGAAGUACUUUUGGAGGAUCUACGAGGACGGCGAGCUGCACCACUUCAUCGACGGUCUAGACGAAUCGCGCUCGAACUGGAUGCGUUACGUUAACCCCGCCCACUGCGAAGCGGACCAAAACAUGGCCGCCUGUCAGAACGGCAUGGACGUUUACUUCUACACCACCCGAGCCGUCGCCGCGGGAUCGGAGCUGCUCGUGUGGUACUGCCGAGAAUACGCCGCGCGCCUCCACUACCCGCCGUCAGGGGAGGCCAUGAUGCACAGGCUCAAGCAGUCUCUCCUGGAGGUUAAGCAGCAGCAGGCCACAGAGGAGCGCUUGUCUCCGCCCACCAGCGCCUCCCCCACUCAUGUGACCCCCACCCAUGUGACCCCCACCCACGUCUCGGCCCGCCCCAGACGCGAGCACAGCGUUUUGUCCAUCCUGCGUGGCACAAACUCCACCAAACGGGAACCCACCCGUCCCCUGCCCACGCGCCCGCUCUACCCCACCCCCCUGCACCCGGAGGACUUCUUCAAAUCGAGCCAGAUGCCCUCCCGAUCGCCCGGAAACCACUCCUCCACCACACCCAGCCCGACCGCGCGGAGCAGUCCGGAAAGCAGUCCACACGGGAGCCCGUCUUCUGGGCCGUACUACCCCUCUGCCCUCCCCUCCUUCCCUGGGUACUCUCCUCCAUCCGCUCCCUUCUACCAGGCCUCCACCUCCCCGUACUCGCGCUACAUUCUCCCCCAGAGCUACCCUCUUCCGGGCGGAGGCGUGCCCACGAUCGGAGGUCUGUUCCCCCGGAUGUACCCACUCUACAGCAGCCUCCUCACCCCACUCCUCCCCUCUGACGCUGGGGCCCGACGGUUCCUCCUCCCAGAGCCCCUCCACCCAUCCUCCCUGCCCACACACAGAGACUAUCUGCUCCCAGCUCCCAGCGCCUUCUCCGCCGCUACGUCACUAAAAGACAAAGCUAGCUCUCACCUGCCCUACCACAUGGCGCCCUCCAGUGGCUCCCCGAUGGCGGGAACGUCACCUCCCAGCGAGCGCGUGGCCACCAAGCCCACGUCGGCGAUGCUAGCUAGCCCGGGCGGUAGCAGCACGGACUCGGAUGAAGCCAUGAACUUGAGUAAAGCUAAACGUAGCGCGGGGUCGGCCGGGUACAAAGCGCUGCCGUAUCCGCUCAAGAAACAAAACGGCAAAAUCAAAUAUGAAUGCAACGUCUGCAGCAAAACCUUCGGCCAGCUCUCCAAUCUCAAGGUCCAUCUCCGGGUGCACAGCGGGGAAAGGCCGUUCAAGUGUCAGACGUGUAGCAAAGGCUUCACACAGCUGGCCCAUCUGCAGAAACACUACCUGGUCCACACGGGGGAGAAGCCGCACGAAUGCCAGGUUUGUCACAAGCGCUUCAGCAGCACCAGUAAUCUAAAGACUCACUUGCGUCUGCACUCGGGAGAGAAGCCGUACCACUGUAAACUCUGCCCCGCCAAAUUCACACAGUUUGUCCACCUCAAACUCCACAAGAGACUGCACUCCCGAGAGCGCCCCCACAAGUGCCCUCAGUGUCAUCGCAACUACAUCCACCUGUGCAGCCUGCGUCUCCACCUCAAAGGCUACUGCAUGGCCGCUAGCGCCCCCUCUCGCCUGGCCAUGGAACAGCUGCACCGCGCCAACGAGGAGAUCGAGCGCUUCGACCUGAGCGAGCACGCGGAGAGGCUAGACACUCUGCAGGGAGGAGCCGAGCUGGAGGCCAUGUUGGAGAAGCAGGUCCUGGGGCUGCAGUGGAGAGAGGCGGAGCUUAAGUACCACGGGGGCGGGUUCACGGCGUACGAUUCGCCCAAUGAAACGUCCGUCAUCAAAAUGCGCCACAGCAGCCCGUCGCUCCCGGUAACGGUCAAACAGGAAGCAGAGGCCUGAAAGAAAAAAGAAACAGAGAAAGAGACUCGAAAAGGCGCUUAAAAUGGAGGACUGUACAAACCACACGCUCAUAGGGAUUCUCACCCCAGUAAAUGCAGGAAAAAUUGGUUGGAAAAAAUGUCAUAUAUUACAAAAAACAUGAAAUUAUUGACCAAAAAAAUCACAAAAAUUCAUAAUGUUUUAUUAAUUAAUAUGAUUUGAUUUAGUUAGCAAUAUAUUUUGAAAAAAAAAUGUUUAAAGCAUUGCUGUAUGUACGAUAAAUACACUAAAAUACCAACACAAUUAAUUAUAAAAAAUACAUUAUUGAUAAUACUCCCAAGAUUAUAGUCAUUAAAAAAAUCACAAAAUUUGAAGCUAUUUAUUGAUGUCCAAUUUUUACAUUUUUCUUUAUUAUAUUUGAAUUUAAAUUUGGAUUUGAAAUUGCAUUACUGGGGUGGAAUUAUAACAUGGAAAAAGCCAUAUAUGACAUAGCUUUAUUUUUUCCACCAAAGAAAUGAUCUCAAAUGUUUAAAGGGCCCGUAUUCUGAUGUUUUCUGAUCUAUGUUCUAAUGUUUCCUCAUCACAAACAGACCUAGAAUUGUGUUUUGUUUCUUUCGCACAUGUUUAAGUUCUUCUCUGAAACAGGACAACACUCUGUUCCACCUUGUGAUGUCAUAUGGCAAUACAGGAAGCACUAUGUUUUUAAACUCCACACACCUUCACUAGCAUCAUUUAGUUGAUUUCAGCCCUGGAACUGCCAAUCUCUGCUGAACGAAACAUAAAAGAUAAAAGGUAGAUGCGAACUGAAGACUACCACUUCAUGACAUCACAAGGUGGAACAGAGCAUUUUGAGGUUUGGAGAUGUAGCCAGACUAAUAAUAAAGUGUGACUCAAACAUGUGUGAAUGAAACAAAAACACAACUUCAGGUGUGUUUUUGAGGAGAUAACAACAUUAUAACUUGGCUUGACGCUCACAAGAGUCAAUUUUGCGUAAUAUAGGACCUUGAACAAUUGAAAUAUGCAAAUGAACUCACAGCUUUAAGACCAGGAUGCGGGAAACUGGACCGUCUCAGUGGAUCUAAACCAGGACUGCGUUGCCCGGAGCAACUUGUAAAUAAACUUUUAAAAAAGACUUAAAAACCACUCCACUUUUCCUCAAAAUCAGGGACUUCCUUCUUCUCAGGGCGAACUGAAAGCGACCCGCGACUACUACACUGUCCUUAUGACAGAGACAAUCAUGUACCCAGGUCUAAUGUUAUUGUAAUGUAAUGUUAAUAUUGUAAUGUAUGUUUUUGUUUAUCCUUCUUAAUUUAUUGAUGAUUCUCUUCCAAAGAUCUUAAACAGUUUCAAAACACAA